CCAGUCAGUAGGUGGCGGAAGUGCGCCGGCACUUCAUCCGCGCUCACCGUCGGUCAAACACAAAGAAGAAACAACUGUCUUAAGUGAGAGACUGGACGUGUGGUGAAGUCGGUAACUCCUAGAGUCACAGGGUAAAGAUGCAGACACCAGCGGAGUCAAUCCUCCACAGCGGCUAUUUCCACCCUACGCUCCGUUACUGGCAGACCUGCAUCGCCGAUUUAAGACCUGAUAAUCUCAUCUACCCCAUCUUCAUCACAGACAGUGCAGAUGCAGUGGAGCCCAUCGGCAGCCUGCCAGGACAGGCAAGGUACGGGGUGAACAAGCUGGAGGGCAUGUUGCAGCCACUUGUGAAGAAUGGCUUGAAAUGUGUGCUGAUUUUUGGUGUCCCUGCAAAAGUAGAGAAGGACGACAGGGGUUCAGGUGCCGACACAGACGACACGCCGGCUGUGCUGGCAGUGAAGAAGAUCAGGUCCUUGUUCCCCGAGUUGCUGGUGGCGUGUGACGUCUGCUUGUGUCCCUACACAUCACAUGGACACUGUGGAAUCCUGAAUGAUGACGGUACGCUGAACAAUGACGCCAGCUGUCUGCGCUUGGGAGAAGUGGCGCUGGCCUACGCUCAAGCUGGCUGUCACAUCAUCGCUCCCUCUGAUAUGAUGGAUGGAAGAGUCAGGGCCAUAAAACAAGCACUGAUAUCAAAUGGUCUGGGAAACAAGGUUUCAGUGCUAAGCUACAGUGCAAAGUUUGCCUCUUGCUAUUAUGGUCCUUUCAGAGAUGCUGCACAGUCCAAACCUGCGUUUGGGGACAGGCGCUGUUAUCAGCUGCCUCCUGGAGCCAGAGGACUCGCCAUUCGAGCUGUGGAGCGAGACGUGAAAGAAGGAGCUGAUAUGCUGAUGGUGAAACCAGGUCUGCCGUAUCUGGAUAUUGUGAGAGAAGUCAAGGACAAGUUCCCUUCUCACCCCCUGGCGGUGUACAACGUGUCGGGGGAGUUUGCCAUGAUGUGGCACGGAGCACAGGCUGGAGCCUUCGACCUGCGGGCCGCCGUGAUGGAAGCCAUGACCGCCUUCCGCCGGGCAGGUGCUGACAUCAUCAUCACCUACUACACACCUCAGCUGCUCGGCUGGCUGAAGGAGUAAAGAAAGAAGAUCUGAGGCCAAAACAGUGGACGGACCUAGAGACAGACCAACAGACUGCUGUUGACUCAGUCCUGCUAACAAAGAAUGCUUAGGGAGAAGAGAUGUAUGAAAACAACCGAUCUGUCGAUAUUAAGCUGUUUUUCUUGACUAUUUCUGUUCAGUGAUUAUUUUUAUAGAGAUUCCUGUUAUAAAGUUAUAUUUCUGUUGAAGCUUUUAAAGGGCUAACAUGGGGCUGAACACUGACAAUGUAAAAACUGACAAUCUUGUUGGUGUGUCGUUGGGAUCAGCAUUAAAUCAAUUCUGUCAUCUCUCCGCACUAACCUGAUGAUGUAAUGUAUAUUUGUGUGAAUCAUGGCUACAUGGAUUUCCGAUGUAUUGUGUGACUGCUGCCUCGGAUUAAGCACUGUCAUUUCCCAACAUGCUCUUAACGAUGAGAGGAAAUAAAAUCAUUCAUCCGGAGUUCCAGAG
This is a messenger RNA of Acanthopagrus latus (yellowfin seabream), 1601 nucleotides long. It is a transcript of the gene alad, whose product is annotated as aminolevulinate dehydratase. Gene Ontology annotation, cellular component: cytosol. Lineage: Eukaryota; Metazoa; Chordata; Actinopteri; Spariformes; Sparidae. Gene Ontology annotation, molecular function: porphobilinogen synthase activity; zinc ion binding. The transcript is spliced from 12 exons. The coding region runs from base 138 to 1133 and encodes 331 amino acids. Gene Ontology annotation, biological process: heme biosynthetic process. The record is from RefSeq and is a predicted model, not a curated record.